AUGGCAGCCGAAUAUGAUUUGCUCGUCAUCAAUGGAGUAGUGGUUUCGGAAACAGAUAUCCAAGAGUUGGAUAUCGCCAUCAGAGAUGAGAAGAUUGCAAAGGUAGUCCCAAGAGGGGGUCUGGGAGAUGCCAAAGCAACAAAGAUAAUAGAUGCCGAGGGGGGAUACGUGAUGCCAGGAGGUGUAGAUGCACAUGUCCAUCUCCAAGAACCCCCAUUAUUCGGCCAGGGAUCAACAGCAGACAACUACGAGACAGGCAGCCGAUCAGCCGUAUGCGGAGGCACAACAACCAUGAUCACAUUUGCGCCUCAAAAAAAGACCGAAGACACCCUUCUCGACACCCUAGCCGCAACUCACGAACGGGCAAAAGACAACUGCUACAUCGACUACUCCUUCCACAUCAUCGUCGGCAACCCCUCCCCAAAAGCCCUCUCAGAAUUUCCCAUCCUCCGCGCCGAAGGCAUUUCCUCCCUCAAAAUAUACAUGACCUACGAAGCCCUCCAACUCCACGACGGCCAAAUCCUCGACAUCCUCCUCCACGCCCGCACCCACUCCAUCACCACCAUGAUCCACGCGGAAAACGGCCAAGUAAUCGACUGGAUGACCACACAGCUCGAAAAGCGCAAACUCUUCGCCCCAAAAUACCACGGCUCCUCGCACCCACCCAUGGCCGAAACAGAAGCCACCUACCGCGCAAUCUCCCUCUCCGAAUUCAUGGACACGCCCAUCCUAAUCGUCCACGUCUCCACUCCCUCCGCAACCUCUCACAUAAAAUCCGCGCAAGACCGCAACCUACCAAUCUACGCAGAAACCUGCCCGCAAUACCUCUUCCUCACCUCGUCCUCGCUCUCGGCCCCAGGUUUCGAAGGCGCAAAAUGCGUCUGCUCGCCUCCACCCCGCGCCAGCACCGCCGACUGCGACGCCAUCUGGGACGGCCUCUCCAACGGCACCUUUACAAUCCUCUCCUCGGACCACUGUCCCUUUCGCUACAACGACUCCGUUUCCGGCAAGAAAACCAGCAUCUCCGAAGCCUACCCAGACGGUCACUUCAAAUACAUACCAAACGGCUGCCCAGGCAUCGAAACACGGCUCGCACUCACCCUCAGCGCUGACCGCCUUCCCUUGCCGAAAUUCGUACAACUAACGGCGGCAAAUCCGGCGAAGCUAUAUGGACUUUACCCCAGAAAGGGUGCGUUGCAAGAGGGCGUGUCGGAUGCGGAUUUGGUAGUGUGGUAUCCAGAGGGCAUAAUGAAGCCGUUUGAGCUCAGGAAUGACAUGUUGCAUCAUGAUGUGGAUUAUACGCCGUUUGAAGGGAGGACCAUGACGCAGUGGCCGCGGUGGACGGUGUUGAGGGGGAAGGUGGUGUGGGAUAGGGAGCAUGGCGGGUUAAAGGGUGAGAAGGGGUAUGGUCGGUUUGUCAAAAGGGAGGCGAGUAGUCUUGCUAAGCCGAGGAAUGAGGGUGAGUGGGUUUUGCCGUUGUAG
Bipolaris victoriae FI3 is the source of this 1482-nucleotide messenger RNA. RefSeq lists its product as hypothetical. The coding region runs from base 1 to 1482 and encodes 493 amino acids. The record is from RefSeq and is a predicted model, not a curated record. Gene Ontology annotation, molecular function: hydrolase activity, acting on carbon-nitrogen (but not peptide) bonds. NCBI's taxonomy places the organism in Eukaryota, Fungi, Ascomycota, Dothideomycetes, Pleosporales, Pleosporaceae. Gene Ontology annotation, cellular component: cytoplasm. The transcript has a single exon.